AUGACCUCGAGCUCCGACACUCCCGUCAUGACGUCGUCGUCGUCGGCGGCGUACUCGACGAGCGUGACCAAGCUUACUGAUGGCGCUGGCGUGCCGGAUGAGGCGGCCUCGAACCCCCAUCACGUACGCAAGGGCAAUGCCGUCUCGGGCUUCAAGAAUCCAUACCCAUCCUACUCGAACCCCGUCACGCUGACCUCCCUCCUUCGAAACAUUGUCUGGCCCAUCAUCACCGGCGAUCUCAAGCAGCCGGAUACGAAGCCCCCGACGGUGCCCGUCGUCGCGCCCGAGUUGCUACCGAACCGAACCGCCUCGGACAAGCUCCGGGCCACCUGGCUCGGCCACGCGUGCUACUACGUCGAGUUCCCGUCCGGCCUGCGCGUCCUCUUCGACCCCGUCUUCGAGGACCGCUGCUCGCCCUUUACCUUCAUGGGCCCCAAGCGCUUCACGCCCCGGCCGUGCGACAUCCGGGACAUACCCGUCAUCGACGCCGUCGUCAUCAGCCACAGCCACUACGAUCACCUUUCCCACGCCUCCGUCCUCGACAUCCAAAAGAGCCACCCCGACGUCCAGUUCUUCGUCGGCCUCGGGCUCGAGAAGUGGUUCCGCAAGAGCGGGCUCCGAAACGUCACCGAGCUCGACUGGUGGCACGACGCCGAGCUGACCGUCGAAGUCCAGCCCGAGGCCAAGGGCGCGGCCGAGGGGGAGGCCAAGGCCCGGCGAAUCUCGGCCCGCAUCUCCUGCCUGCCGUGCCAGCACACGUCGGCCAGGUCGCUCUUCGACAAGGACACGACCCUGUGGUGCUCGUGGGCGGUGCGGUCCGGCCAGAAGUCGGUCUGGUUCGGCGGCGACACGGGCUACCGCGCGGUGCCGCGUCUGCCGGCCGGCGUCGACGACUACGGACCCGAGUACGAGGCUUUGCCGCGGUGUCCCCAGUUCAAGCAGAUCGGCGCGCUGCGCGGGCCCUUUGACCUCGGCCUGAUCCCCAUCGGCGCCUACUACCCGCGCGCCGCCUUCUCGGCCAUGCACGCGAACCCGUUCGACUCGGUCGAGAUCUUCCAGGACACGCGUUGCGAGAAGGCCAUGGGCAUCCACUGGGGCACCUGGGCCCUGACCAUGGAGGAGGUGCUCGAGCCGCCAAAGAUGCUGCGCGAAGCACUGCGGCGCAAAGGCAUCGCCGAGACGGGCGUCUUUGACGUCUGCGACAUUGGCGCAAGCAGGGAGUUUUGA
This is a messenger RNA of Drechmeria coniospora, 1227 nucleotides long. Its product is annotated as Zn-dependent hydrolase/oxidoreductase family protein. The transcript has 2 exons. Lineage: Eukaryota; Fungi; Ascomycota; Sordariomycetes; Hypocreales; Ophiocordycipitaceae. The record is from RefSeq and is a predicted model, not a curated record. The coding region runs from base 1 to 1227 and encodes 408 amino acids. Gene Ontology annotation, cellular component: cytoplasm; membrane-bounded organelle. Gene Ontology annotation, molecular function: N-acylphosphatidylethanolamine-specific phospholipase D activity; zinc ion binding. Gene Ontology annotation, biological process: N-acylethanolamine metabolic process; N-acylphosphatidylethanolamine metabolic process.